AUGAACGUCCAAUUCAUCAACAGCCUUGCGACUUAUGUAGAAGCCCCCAAGGGACAUACUCACGAUGAGGGAUCUAAUCAUUCGCACAGUCAUGGAGAGGAUCAUGGCCACACCCAUGAGCGCUUGGAUCACCCUGGAAAGUAUUCGGAACGCGAUUUACCGGACUACCAUGCCCGCAACUUUGAGGAGCGUGGUUUUACGGUCGGCAUCGGGGGGCCCGUCGGGUCUGGAAAGACUGCGCUCACACUUGCUUUGUGUCAACGGCUCAGGAAUGAAUAUAACAUUGCAACCGUUACAAACGACAUCUUCACCCGAGAAGAUCAGGAAUUUCUGAUCAAGAAUCGUGCGCUACCCACUAGCAGAAUUCUUGCAAUAGAAACCGGUGGAUGCCCUCACGCAGCCAUCCGUGAAGAUAUCAGCGCGAAUAUGGGCGCCCUCGAAACCCUGCAGGCCAAGUUUGAAUGUCAGCUUUUGUUCGUCGAAAGCGGCGGGGACAACCUCGCGGCAAAUUACUCUCGGGAGCUUGCAGAUUACAUUAUUUAUGUCAUCGAUGUUUCGGGCGGCGAUAAAAUUCCACGGAAAGGUGGACCUGGGAUUUCUCAGUCUGAUCUCUUAGUGAUUAAUAAGACUGACCUUGCUCCCUACGUCAACGCCUCAUUGGAAGUUAUGGAUCGGGACGCUAAAUUAAUGAGAGGCCAUGGACCGACUGUCUUUGCUAGUGUCAAAGAGGGGAAGGGUGUGGAUGAUGUUGUCGCCCUUGUAUUGGCAGCUUGGAGGACUGCUGGAAGUCCUGGGAAGGUUGGCCCAGUAGGAGAUGUUGAAUAA
Laccaria bicolor S238N-H82 is the source of this 825-nucleotide messenger RNA. RefSeq lists its product as uncharacterized. Gene Ontology annotation, molecular function: nickel cation binding; GTPase activity. The record is from RefSeq and is a predicted model, not a curated record. Lineage: Eukaryota; Fungi; Basidiomycota; Agaricomycetes; Agaricales; Hydnangiaceae. Bases 1 to 825 code for a protein of 274 amino acids. The transcript has 6 exons.